UAGCUCUCUCCUUAUUUGCAAUUCUUUUGCCCCUGCCAGGAAAGCAAUACUCAAAGCCUACGAACAACCUUUCAAUUCAGAAACCAAAUCCUGAACUCUCCAGAAACUGCUCCGUCUCUCCUCUUCUAGCAUUGACAAGUAAUUGGAUUAAAUGACCGAACAUUUUGUGGAGUAACCUGUAUAUUGAAGUGAUGGUAUCAGUAGAAGAUUGGGUGCAAAAUUGUCUGAAGACAAAUAAGCUUCUACAGUGGAACUGAUAGUCUGUUCAUCGGGUAUGGGAGACAGUGAGACUCUAGUUGCUGAAACAUCUGCUGUCAUGAGUUAUUCAUCUGCAGGCUACACAAACACUAGUUAUGCUGGUGCCAGCACAAAUUCUGUUCCUGAUGCUGGUGCUUUUGCCUCUGGGGCUGCUGGAGAUUUUGCUGCCUCUGGUGCUUCAGUGGAUGGAACUUAUACUGUACCUGCUGCUGGUUCUGGUUUAAGUGAUGGGAAUGCUUAUAAUAUGGAUCCUAAUUCUGUUAUGCAACAAGUUCCAGCUGCUGGGGCCACCGCCACAAAGGAUAAUGUUACUGGUUUGGAAAAUGCAUCCAUGGCCCCAUCACAUGCUGCCAGUUAUAGUUCUCUAAAUGGCAAUGUUAGUGAAACUGGACAUGUAACUACAAUGGAAAAUGGAAAUUCUUUAGGUAUUGGAAGUGGAGCUCCCAGCGGACAAGGUGUUGUGGAUGGAUUGGUAGUGUCAGCAAUGUCAGGUGAAGAAGAUCGAUUGUGGAGCAUUGUGAAGGCUAAUUCGUCUGAUUUUAAUGCAUGGACCACUUUACUUGAAGAGACAGAGAAGCUGGCGGAGGAUAACAUACUGAAGAUACGUAGAGUUUAUGAUGCUUUUUUGGCUGAAUUUCCUUUGUGUUAUGGUUAUUGGAAGAAGUAUGCUGAUCAUGAGGCACGCAUGGGGUCCAUGGACAAAGUUGUAGAGGUUUAUGAACGAGCUGUUCAAGGGGUGACAUAUUCGGUAGAUAUUUGGUUGCAUUACAGCAUAUUUGCUAUAAACACAUAUGGAGAUCCAGAAACUAUCCGAAGGCUUUUUGAACGGGGUUUGGCAUAUGUUGGAACAGAUUACCUUUCCUUCCCCCUCUGGGAGAAAUACAUUGAAUAUGAGUACAUACAGCAGGAGUGGAGUCGUGUUGCCAUGAUUUACACUAGGAUGUUGGAAAAUCCGAAUCAGCAAUUAGAUCGGCAUUUCAGCAGUUUUAAGGAGUUCACUGGAAGUCGACCUUUGUCAGAGUUGAGGAUUGCUGAGGAAACAACUGCUGCUACUGAUGCUGAAGCAAUUUCUGAGGCCAUUGAUGAAGUAAAAGCAAAUGAGGGAGAGGACCAACCUGAAGCAGCUGAGCAUUCUUUUAAACCUGUAAGUGCUGGCUUAACAGAAGCAGAGGAGUUGGAGAAGUAUAUCGCCAUUAGAGAAGAGAUGUAUAAGAAAGCUAAAGAGUUCGAUUCUAAGAUCAUUGGUUUUGAAACAGCUAUUAGGAGACCCUAUUUUCAUGUGAAGCCACUAAGUAUUGCGGAGCUUGAGAAUUGGCAUAAUUAUCUGGAUUUUAUAGAAAGAGAAGGAGACUUCAAUAAGGUGUGUUCUUGUCUUCCUAACCAUCUAUCUGUCAGGCAAAGGAGGGUCCCUGUAUAUGAGGGGCCUCUCUAUUCUACUAAUGGAGUGGUGAAGUUAUAUGAAAGAUGUUUAAUAGCAUGUGCGAAUUAUCCUGAAUACUGGAUACGCUAUGUGUUGUGCAUGGAAGCCAGUGGAAGUAUGGAUCUGGCAGAUAAUGCCCUUGCUCGUGCAACUCAAGUCUUUGUCAAGAGAGUGCCGGAGAUUCACCUAUUUGCUGCCCGAUUCAAGGAGCAGAAUGUGGAUAUAGAUGGUGCUCGAGCAGCUUAUCAACUUGUUCAUACUGAAAUUUCUCCUGGCCUUCUUGAAGCCAUUAUCAAGCAUGCAAACAUGGAACAUCGGCUGGGCAAUCUUGAAGAUGCCUUUUCUUUAUAUGAACAGGCUAUUGCCAUUGAGAAGGGAAAAGAACAUUCACAAACAUUACCAAUGUUGUAUGCACAGUACUCUCGUUUUGUCUGCUUGGUUUCUGGAAACGCAGAGAAGGCUCGGGAAAUUCUUGUCAACUCACUUGAGCAUGUACAACUAUCAAAACCACUUCUUGAGGCAUUGAUUCAUUUUGAGUCAAUUCAGUCUCCACCAAGGCAAUUUGAUUAUUUGGAGUCAUUAGUUGACAAGUUUAUUGUGCCCAAUCCUGAUACCUCCAACACUGCAAGUGCUGCUGAGAGGGAAGAGCUAUCUUGCAUUUUUGUGGAGUUUCUCGGUCUCUUUGGAGAUUCACAGUCCAUCAAGAGGGCUGAAGACCGGCACGCAAAAUUGUUCUUACCUCAUAGGAGUAUGUCAGAGUUAAAAAAACGUCAUGCUGAGGAUUUCUUGGCUUCAGAGAGGGCAAAGAUGGCCAAAUCAUAUUCUGGUGCUCCGUCCCCUGCCCAUUCUUUGAUUGGUGCUUAUCCAAGUGCUCAAAAUCCUUGGACUGCUGGUUAUGGUGUGCAGCCCCAAGCUUGGCCACCAGCUACACAAGCACAGGCACAGCAAUACCCUGCCUAUGGUCAACAGCAGGCUGCAUACGGUGUAUAUAGUGGUUAUGGAAGUAGUUAUGCUACUCCUCAAAUACCAACAUCAGCACCACAAACUGCUGCUUAUGGUGCUUAUCCUCCUACUUAUCCCGUUCAGUCUGCCUUUCCCCAACAAAGUUAUGCACAGCCAACAGCAGCAGCAGCAACAGUAGCUCCAGCCCAGCAACCUGCAGCCACUGCCGCAGUCCCACAGGCCUAUUAUGGAAGUUAUUAUUAAGAGCUAAGCUAGAUUUGUACCAUACACCCUUUGCUGUCCUGAAGCCCCUUUUUAAUUUAAUGUAUUUUCAAUGCUUUUGUGUAGGCUUGACCAUACCUGUAACUUUGAUUCCUAAAACGUAGGAUGAUGUAGCCAGAAAAGACCAGAGGAGAGGGGAGGAUGGAGAGUGCUAUUAUUUUUGACACUGGUCUUUAGGUAACUUCUUAGAAGUGUAAACAUGCUACUAUGUAUUUUAGGUAACUGGCCCUUUUUUUUUUUUCUGAAAACUGAUUAUUCAGCAGUUUUACUUUUUGGCUGAUGAAGUAUACUACGCAGAAUUUGUCUA
This is a messenger RNA of Mangifera indica (mango), 3209 nucleotides long. RefSeq names its product pre-mRNA-processing factor 39-like. The transcript has 16 exons. Gene Ontology annotation, molecular function: protein binding. Bases 275 to 2884 code for a protein of 869 amino acids. The record is from RefSeq and is a predicted model, not a curated record. Gene Ontology annotation, cellular component: U1 snRNP; U2-type prespliceosome; commitment complex. NCBI's taxonomy places the organism in Eukaryota, Viridiplantae, Streptophyta, Magnoliopsida, Sapindales, Anacardiaceae. Gene Ontology annotation, biological process: mRNA 5'-splice site recognition; RNA processing.